This is a messenger RNA of Seriola aureovittata, 3071 nucleotides long. It is a transcript of the gene serpinh2, whose product is annotated as serine (or cysteine) peptidase inhibitor, clade H, member 2. Gene Ontology annotation, molecular function: serine-type endopeptidase inhibitor activity. Gene Ontology annotation, biological process: negative regulation of endopeptidase activity; collagen fibril organization. Gene Ontology annotation, cellular component: endoplasmic reticulum. Lineage: Eukaryota; Metazoa; Chordata; Actinopteri; Carangiformes; Carangidae. The record is from RefSeq and is a predicted model, not a curated record. The transcript is spliced from 7 exons. Bases 688 to 1956 code for a protein of 422 amino acids.
AGUAGAGAGAGAGGAGAGAGAAAACGAGAGAGAGGAGUGUAUGAAGUACUUUGAGAGGGAAAAAAAGCCAGAUGGGAAGCAGAACAAAGGAAAAGCAAGAAAAUGAGGAAAGGAGGAAGAUGAGAGGCGAAGAACUUAACAACUGAGAGGUUGUGUUUGUAACGAGGAUCUGUCAAAAUGUGGAGAUCAACAGCGCGGAGGCAAAUCAGGGCUCUCCUACAGAGGAAGAUCAAAAGGAUGGAUGCAAACACUAGUGGAAAAGUCAAAGGGAAAUAUCAGCAUUAUCCCUGCUAUUCUCUGGUGAAAGGCACAGAUGUGUUGCUCAUAAUCCUGUGGGACUACGAGAUCUGAUGGACUUGGAAGAUGGCUUUUCCAAGUUCCCAGUCAGAAAUUUCAACUGGAACACGGCCUGAAGUCAGAUCUCCGGCUCGGAAAGUUGAAAGAACCUCGACCAACCCCGACCUCAAAAUCCAAGAUGGCCGCUCUGCACAAACGCUGGACGUUUUACUGUGAGCUCUGGAAGUUUCUGGAAGUGCAGUUCACCGUCCGCUGGUGAAGUUUGAGCUGAACUUCCUCUGCGUGCUGCCACGUCUGAGCCCGGUCCCAGCCCCACUUCCUCUGGAGCACAGAGCUGAGAGGACAGCCGCGGAGCAGAGGGGAUAAACUUGAAUUAAAUAACGAUCUGCCAUGCUGCCCAGACUUGCUGUGUAUCUCCUCUUGUCUUUGCCAGUUCUCCUGGUGCAGGGCAGCACAACCAGUUCUUCCAAGAAUAGCCCUGCCGCCCCACCGAGCCCUCCACCUCGCCCGCCUCCUCUUCUGGGUGACCCCACAUGGGCUCUGGGUCUGCGCCUGUACCAGGCCCUUCGCUCUGACUUGAGCUCAGUAAACACCCUGUUUUCACCUCUGCUUGUGGCGUCCUCACUCGAAGCGCUGGGUGGUGGUUCUGCAGGCACCACUGCCAGCCAGCUCCAAGACCUCCUUAAGACUCCUUCCCCCGCCAAGGCCGGAGCCCAGGCUGCGGAGCUUCUGUCCGGGGCAUUGAAGAGCUUCACUAAAGCCAAUGUGACUGCCUUUAACCUGCACACUUCCUCAGCUGUAUUUUCCAAGCAGGCCCCUGCGGUCAGUCAGGCCUUUGUGAAGGACAGCCAGGCCAAGUUCAGGCUGCAGCAUCGGCCACUGGGGAAGGGAGACUCUAAGGCUGACCUGAAGCAGCUCCAUAGCUGGGCGAAAGCCGGGCUUGGUGGACUGGAAGGAGCUCCUUUGGAGGCAAAAAUCCAGGCUAAGGCCGGAGCCUUGAUACUGGCCAAUGCCCUGCAUUUUAAAGGGCUCUGGGAGAGAGAGUUCAGCGGAGAGAGCGCAGAUCGUCGUACCUUCUUGGGGAAGAAAUACACCAAAGUGAUGAUGAUGCACAGAGCAGGUUUGUACCGUCACCAUGAAGACGUGGAAAACAUGGUGCAGGUUGUGGAGGCGCCUCUGUGGGGAGGCAAGGUCAGCCUGGUGCUCCUGCUGCCCUUCCACGUUGAGAAUCUGGCCAGACUGGACAAGCUGCUGACCCUGGAGCUGCUGUCCAAGUGGCUGGAGAAGACCAAUAUUACCAGUGUGGCCAUAUCGCUGCCCAAAGCCAAUAUCACCAGCACAUUAAGUCUGCAGAAACAGUUGUCUGCUCUGGGCUUGACCGACGCCUGGGACCAGAAGGUGGCCGAUUUCUCCGGUGUGUCUGGAAAGAGCAAAGGGAAGCUUCAUCUGGGUGGCGUCCUCCACUGGGCUUCCCUCGAGCUGGCUGCUCAGGCUGGGAAAGGACAGUCAGACCUGGAGGAGGAGAAGGUAGAAAAGCCCAAGCUGUUCUACGCCGAUCACCCCUUCAUCAUCUUUGUAAGAGACAACGCUACCGGAGCCUUGUUGCUGAUGGGAGCUCUGGACCACGCAGAGGGAGAGGCCCUCCAUGAUGAACUGUAGCACCCGCCAACAUAUGUCCUUUAUUCCUGUCUUUUUUUUUUCUUUUGUCUCUGUCUCUUACACUCCUGCUCUCAAAGACUGCGCACCGGUAUCUAAGUCGAGACAUUGUCAUUCACUAUGGCACACUAUCAUAUCAGACUAUGUCUGGCUGUCAUACAUUGACACUGCAUAGUCUCACACUGACUGACACUGACACUGCCAUACCCGACACCUACACAGUCACACACACAGCGACACCUACCUUGCAUACAGAAAUGAAAAUACUGUAUAAGAAAAUACUAAAGUUGACGGUUACAGCAAAAGUACUAACUUAAAAAAACUCCCUGCUUUUUGUCUCUCCCACGCAUGCACACACACACACACACACACACACACACACACACACACACACACACACACACAUUCAAGGCCUCAAUGAUCAAGUCAACACAAAACAAAAUGACAAACAAGAGUGCACUGACAACACUAACAUGCUGACAAGCAGAAGUGGUUACACUGACACAACACUUACAGCAGCAUCAACAAAGAACUUUAACGAACAGAGGCUCACAGUGACACUUGAAUCCCUCGCUGUCAGGCAAACACUGGGCUAGGUGAAUGUGUGUGUGUGUAUGUGUCUAUGUCUAUACUGUAGAUGUGUGUGUGUGUGUGUGUGUGUGUGUGGUGACCAAUACAUUAAGGAUGCCCAUGCGUCCUCUCUCAGAGCUGGCAGGGACCUAUAGCAGGGUCCCUUGGGCUACAUUUGAGGAAGACUGAUGGAUCAGCCAAGUGCUUAUUGAUGAGCCAGCUUAAUGCUAAUGGCUGUAAUGAGUCACAACGCUUGUCAACAACACAGAGAGGACAGGGAACCUUUUAAUCUCUUAAUACCAUCAGAGAUCAAUGAUACCGUUAUGUUGUUGGAGACAAACAUGACUGACAUCCCCUGACUUAAAUGUAACAACUUAAUAUUUAGGAUGAUCACAGCAAAGAGGUAUUGAUUUUCAUCUGUAUAUUUGUUUUUUUAUUUAGUGCCAUUGUGGACGAAUGAGUCGAGUGUCACAACAACAGUCGCUAAUUUUUAAAUGAUAUUGUAUAAGGUGCAUUUUUAAAAAUAAAUAUCUCUGGGUUUGUUUUUA